CAUUUAUGAAGGCUUGUGCUGAACGUCUGGGCACAGGGAGAAAAUCAAUUUUUGGUUAAAGUUGAAGCGUGUGUGGUUUCUAAAAAAUAUUUGUGCAAUAAAAUUUUAGUGAGAACUAUUUUGGCAUAAAGUGAAAGUGGUGGUGUAUAUUUAUAAACGAUAUAUACAUUAUAAUUGCAAGUUGUCAUGGCGGCCGUGGGAUCGACCAAUAGGAACGCUCGAUGCGUCGGUUGUUAAAGUGUUCUUUUUCGCUUUGCUAUACGCGUCAUUUAAGUAUUGAGUGAUUUUUUGCAGAAGUGAUUAAUUUCAUCUUGUUUAAUAACAGUAAACGCUGAAAAUGACAUGAGAAAGCAUGUUUGUGCAAGAAAAAUGCCAAGCAUCCAAGCACAAUGUAUUUUGUGUUGUUUAUCACGUGACCUAUCCGAUUAUUAUGGCGGAAAGAUCGGACAACGACCAUAAAGUAAAAUUUUGACAUUCCCAUUUGUUGUUUGUCGUUUGUUUUCCUAAUCUACCACGUGUAUUUUAUUCAAAGAUUGACAGUUGACCCCAAGGAUGUCAACAAGAGGUAUGAAAAAGAGGGGGCGUCCCCCUAAGGUCCAAGUAGCAGAAAGAACCAAAAAAUUUCAGAUACACCUUCUUAAGAAACCCAAAUAUUUGUUAAAUUAUAAAGGUCCAGACUCUCAGUCAAGUACUCCAACAGCUUCUAGAGCAUCUUCCCCACACGAGAGUGAGUCUAGUAGGCGUAGUAGUAAUAGAAUUAGGGGUAAAGAUGGGCAUAGAGCUGGUCGAAAAUCUGGCUAUGCUGGAUCUGUUUAUCAACGUAGGGGCUACAAUACAGCCCCGAAUGACUAUCAUGAAUCUGAGUACCAUUAUGGCUCAGAUUUUGGAGAUGAUUCCAGUGAAAACAAAAGUGAUAUCGAAGAUGAAAUGGGGUUGAGUGAGAGUGAAUCUGAAGGAUCUGUGCCUGACCGUGGUAGUGAUAGUGACUUUUCAUUAAGUGGUUACAGUACUGUUAGUGGAACUCCUCGUAAAUGUUACAGUUUGAAUAGGGCACCCACGCCAGAUCCUCCUCUAUGGCUACAAAACCGUGAAAUACCUCCCCUAGUUUUACCUAAGUCUUCAGAUGAUUUAUUAGUACCUAAGGAAGAAAUAAUGGAAGUGCUUAGUAUAUACGAAGUAUUAAGACAUUUUAGAAACCUGGUAAGAUUAUCUCCGUUUAGAUUAGAAGACUUCUGUGCUGCUAUAAUGUGCGAAGAUCAGAGUAGUCUUUUGGCCGAAAUUCAUAUUAUGUUACUCAAAGCUUUAUUAAGAGAGGAAGAUUCUCAACAGACUCAUUUUGGACCUCUUGACCAAAAAGAUAGUGUAAAUAUAUCUUUGUACCUGGUUGAUUAUAUUACUUAUCCUGAAGUUUUAAGAGCUUAUAUAGAAAGCGACAAAGGCUUUGAUCAAAAGAUAUUAGAAAUACUUUCUACUACGGAUUAUCCUUUCUCAACACUUGAGGAUAGAAUAAAAGUUCUUCAAUUUUUAACAGACCAAUAUUUGACUACAAACCAUGUAAGAGAGGAUUUGAUCAGCGAAGUUUCUAUUGGAUAUGAUGACCAUUGUCGAAUAUGUCACAAGCUUGGAGACCUACUGUGCUGUGAAACAUGUCCAGCAGUAUACCAUUUGGGAUGUGCUGAUCCCCCCUUGAGUUCGGUUCCUUUAGAUGAUUGGCAGUGUCCACUAUGCAGAUCUCAUAGAGUCUCUGGUGUUGUUGAUUGUGUUAGAGGUUUGGAGAAACAGGGACUCUUAUCUAGACAGGAGCCUUUAGGAUAUGACAGACAUGGAAGAAAAUACUAUUUUCUCUGCAGAAGGCUGUUUGUUGAAAGUCAAGAAGGUGAAAUCCAUUAUUACUCAACACCUCUUCAGUUCCAAGAAGUGAUGAAGAGCCUGGAUGCCAAAGAUAUGGAGAGUAUUUUAUACAGGGAGCUACAAGAUCUUAGUGGUGAAAUAACAAAACAUAUGGAGUUGACAGAAAAGCUCACUAAUCAAUAUAAAGCUAACAAAAAGACCUAUCUUGACGCUGAGAAUAGUGCUAUUAUUAGGAUGAAUAAAGAAAAAGAGGAAAAAUUAGAGGAAGAAAGGCGUCAGCUGGAAAAGCAUGAUGUUGAAAACGAAUUAGAAAAGAUGGAGGAAAUUGAAACCACCGAAGUACCAAUGGAUGUAGAAAAUACUGAGAUUGUAACUACAUCAACAUUAGAAAGUACAACUGAUACUAGUGAAACAGAGAAGGAAGAUGAGAAUAAUAAAAAUAAAGAAGUGGUUACAAGAUCUAAAACUGGUGCCUUAGUACCUAGAACUUUUAAUCUGGACGACUUAAGAAAGAAGACCUUGGGCCUUUUAAACAGAGAUGAUACUGAUGAGUCUAGAAUGACACGGUUAAAAUCUAGUCAAAUGGCCAAUGGCACAUAUUUGUUUAAACUUGGCAUGGAAAACUCAUUUAAAAUGUAUGUUAACCAAUUCGCAGUAAAUUCAAUUGCCUUAAAUAAACCCCAGAAAAAUGAAGAAAGAGAUAAGAAAAGACAUCUCUCUCAUAAAUUUUCACUGACUCCUGCUUCAGAGUUCAAAUGGAUAGGAGCAUGUAGUGGUUCCAAAACUCUUAUGUCAAAUACUUUAAGACAGAGUAUCUUACAACUUGAGCAGCAAGUUCAGUCUUCUUUUAUGCAUCCCAACUGGCAUCUGCUAAGGAAACACUGGUUGAAUCUAGUCGCAAAUUGCCAACAACCUAAGGAUUUUGCUAGAGUUCUUGUUGUACUGCAAGCUUGUAUUAAACCUGUUGUCUUUGCUAAUGUAUGGCAUGACCAUCUAGGACAUAUUAAGUUAGCUAGAAUUACAGCGACAGAAAGGGAGGAGCGAAAGAAGAUAGAGAAAAGGGAAAAGAAGGAAAGGGAAGAAGAGGAGGAGAGGAAUAGAAUGAUCAUCAGUGGUUAUGUGAAAUAUACAAUGAGUUUUAAGCACCAGUUAUGGAAACAGAAAGGUGAAGAGUACAGAAUUCAUGGAAGAUGGGGUUGGUUGUGGAUUAGGACACCUAGAAACUUUCAACAUGUUGAUUGUAGACAACUAGGCUUAGCUUCUCCUCAGAAAAUAAUGGUGCAUAUAAAAGAUACCAAUGGAACUAAGGUAAUGUCACUAGAUCCAGCAGCAUACAAAUUUCUCAAGUCUGGUAAUUUAAAUGAUGCAGAUGUUCCAAAUUCCCUGAAAAACAUGGAGAUUGUCCCUCCUGUUACAAAAUGUGAACAAAUUAAUGUCAGUAAAGCUCUAACUGCAGCUGGUCGAAUAUUGUACCCAAAAGUUGCCAAAAAAUCCAAAUUAGAUAAUUUAUUGGCAAGAAGAAUCCAACUGAAAACUAUGGAAGAACAGAAAAUUUCAACAUCCAAAUCAGAUGGAGUCAAAAAAGAGGAAGAUGUUGAUGUUGAAACAGAAGAAGAGCCUGUCAGUGAAGGUAUUGACAAACAACUAAAUAAUAUGAUGACAGGGAAAGUUGUUUUACCAAGUAACAGUCAACAAACUCCAGCCCCAAACAGAGAUGUACUGAAUUCUAUAGCAAAACGUAUUAACCUUUUAAGAACACAGUAUACCUCUAUUGCUAGGUUAGCGAAAGAUUUUCAAUGUUACGUUAAAGGAUGUAAUUCUGGGGCAGGUAACAGUAUAGAAACAACCUGUUAUUCACCUCUUUGUAUGCAGAGAGUAAGAGUGAGAAAAGAUCUCUUAAGUUUACUGAGAAAAGCAAAUCUAGCAACAAAUUCUCCAAAUAAGCUGAUCACAAUACAAGCACCUGCCAGUGUCAUUAAAAAGCCAUCAAUUUUAGAACAAACCCUAAAGGCACCUCAGUUGAGUUUGUUACCUAAAGAAAACAAAGAAACUCUUCCCUUAACAAGAGAAAAUAUCUGCAAAGGAUUGGUUACUGCUUUAGACACAGCUGCUAAAUUAGAAGACCAGACUGACAUUUAUGUACCUGUCAAAGAACCUAAACUUGAAGUAAAAUCUGAACCACAAGAGAUGGAUUUGAACAAAAUAUCUCCUGAGGCAGUAAAAGAAAUGAUUUUAGGAGCAAACCCUUCUAAAACUAUGACACAUACUGUAACUACAACAUCCACAGUUACUACAAGCACAACAGUAGUUGAUGGAAGAGUGAAAAGAUUAUCUUGUUCCGAAAACAUAACUGAUGUUGUUACAGUAACCAGUUCUUCAAAUAAUGGAUCAACUAGUUCGCUACAAACUUUCAAUAGCAGGAGUACUGCAUACAGUGCCCAACAAAACAGAAGAUUUUGUGCUUUUAAGCUAGGCACUAAAAGAGAAGAAAAAACAAUCAAAGCAGAGCGUGCAGAAGAUGGAACUGAAAGAAUAUAUUCAACCCAAAGUACUGAAGGGAAGGUAGUAUUAAAGAAAGUACCAUCUAUGGAUAAUAAACGCAAAGCCAAACAGAUAGUGAAAUAUCCAACCUGUUCCUCCUUUAAAACAUUAAAAAGUUGUUCUUCAUUAUUAGUACUACCACCUCAUGAUACUAGAAAACUAGGAAGAAAUGCUGGAAGGAUAUAUAUCCCAGGUUUCCAUGCUUUGGCAAAAGCAAAUCAUAGUGUUUGGCCAUAUCCCUGCUCUAGACCACUAUUCAAAACAUGCUGGGUCUUUAGAACAGUCAAUUUGAGAUCCCUAGCCUGUGCUGCUCUUCAGUUGAAGAUACUGUGGGCUUGCUUAAGGUGGGAUGACAUGCAAGUGAAGCCACAGAAUGUUGAUGGAAAACACCAGAUCACUACAGAGACUGAAAUUUUGUCCUUGGAACUGUUGAAACAUAGGCAUAAGGGAAGGUUCCUGGAGAAGACACAGUAUCUGCGGAGGAAGGUCGUGAUUCCUUUGGAGCUUCCAAAAACUAUACGAGAAGUAACUUCUAUAAGAAGUGGACUUAGAAAAAGAAAGAGACCAGAAUCACCACAGAAUAUGGAUCCUCAGGUCUCUGAAGAAUGGGUAGAUGAAGAUAAACUAGAGUUGUGGGAAAUUAAGCAAUACGGAGAAAAGAUCGAAAAGGUUAAUCAGCAAGUUAUAACUAGGAGUCGCACCGGCAAUCUUCCUCCGGCCAAGCCGACUAUCGAAGCCCCCGAUAUCAAGGUGGCGGUCAGCGGCAAGGCCACGCCCGAAGAGAUCAAGGAGAAGAUGGAGCAGCAACUGCGUCUGCAGAGAGCGGCUCACCAACAGAAGAGGGCUCUCGAAGUCAAGAAUAUGGGGUUGAAGAGCGGCGUGCUGGAGAUGGUGGGCAGUACGGCUCAAUCAACCUCUGCUAGUAGUACUACAGUAACAACAUCAAAAGCGUCAUCUACAAGUAAUGCGCCAUUACAAGCAAUACAACCUAAAGUGACGACUAGCGAUGGUCAAGUGAAGAUAGUGAAGAACGUCGUAGUACCAAGCCAGGCUAUAGUCAGUGGUAAAAAUACUCUAACCUCCUUACUUACUUCGAAUACUUCCAAAUUGGCCGGUAGAAGGAUACUGAUGACAAAGGGACCUGAUGGUACCACGAGAGUCAUAACAGGCUCGACUAUCAUACCUAAAACCCUGCCUACGACACAACAAAGUUUGAUAAAAGCUCCUGCGGUUACCGGAGCACAACUGGUUCAAACGCCCACGCAGAGUCAACAACCAACAACUUCAACUUCAACUCUAGCCAACUCACAACCGCAAACGCCGCAAUCUACCAAAGAUUCUCCGCAACGUGUUCAAAUAAUGCGCAUGCCCGACGGCCGCAUCAGCGUCAAAGGUCUUCUACCUGGACAACAGCUCGUUCAAUAUCCGGACGGUAAGCUUCAGGUUUUAACAACAUCACAACUCCAAUCGUCCGGUAUCGUAACGUCCAAACCGCCACCUCCAGUGACAACAACUCCCAAAGCUAUCAUUAAACAGACUAUACAAACUUCCGCAGGUACUAGGGCUAUUGUCCAAUCGUCUCCAGUGGUAAAGCAAGCCGUCAUCGGUCAACCCCAGGUUCAAACUCCACAAGCUGUGAAGAGUGUCCAACCGCAAGUAUCCACUCCACAAUCUCAACCUCAACAAGUGAUCAUUAAGCAGACUUCUGGUCAACCAUUGGUGCAGAAACUCACUCAAGGAAAUGUUGUUUUGGGAUCUGGAGGACAAGUUGUACAACAGCAGGUACUGCUGAGCACUAAUCAAGUCAUCAACCAAAAUGGACAACAGGUUAUAACAAACCAAAUUGUCGUCAAUAACCAGUCACUAGCCCAGCAGCUAGCUACGGGAAAAGUUCAAGUGGCUACCAUUAACGGCCAACAAGUACUAAUCAGACCAACUGGUAAUAACCAAGCCCAGGUCGUCGCACAGUUAACACCUGGACCCGUUACUCAAACAGUACCACAAGUACAGGCUCCGGUUAAACAGGUUGUUCGUCAAGCGGAACCUCAGCAGCAAGCGCAGUCGCUACCACAGCAACAAGCGCAGCCGCAACCACAAGUACAACAGCAGCCGCAACCUGUCCAACAGCCACCAACUUCGACACAUCAAGCCAUUCAGCAAGCUUUACAGAGUCCAACAAAACCGGCACAGGAUAGUCAGAUCGAUCAGGCGACUAUGGAUCAGUUAAUGACAGGUCAGCCGCCCGGAACAGUCAUUAAAUGCGUCACCGCGCAGGUUAUCCAAACUCAGCAAGGUCCCAGGAUCGUUCUACAGGGUCUACAAGGAGCUGACUUUACACCUCAGCAGCUAGCAGCUGUUCAACAACAAGUUAAACAACAGCUACUUAAAGCUCAAGCUUCAACCGGCAAGCAGGGGGUGUUGGGUCCCACCAAGAUCUAUCUCGCGGUGCAGCCCAGCAGUACAGAACAGUCAACGGAAACUACAUCAACAAAUCCCCCGCCUUUGGCUCCGGUACAACAAACCACCGCUCCCGCUCAGCCAGUUGUUUCCCAGCAAGUUGUCAACCCUACUGUCGUAACUCCGAAACAAACACCCGUUAAGCAGAUACUGCAACAGGCUGGCGAUGUACCUUCCCACGUGCGGCAGAUACUAGUAAACGGCCAGCAAGCCCAAACGUCAGCUCUACUGCAACACGUCAAACAACAAGUAGCCGAAAACCAACCUCAGCAGUCCCAGUUGGUUCCUGCGCAAGCUCAGUUACAGUCGUCCACUCAUACUCAGCCACAUGCUCAGCAGCAACGGGUAGUGACCUCUAGUGCCGACGCCAACAAGCAGUUCGUGGUGACUCCAGAUUAUAUUCAGCAAACGAUCAAAACGGCACUGAAACAAGAAAACCUAAAUCCAGAAAUCGAAGAGAAACUGCUUCAGCUUCAAAGGUAUCAGGAGCGGCAGAUGAAACACGAGCCCGAAAUUCCAGCACCGGUCGCGAAACUCAGUCAACCGAUCGUCAACUCACGGCAACCGACCACGUCUCGAAAACGGCCUUUAAGUUCUUCCAAAAAUGACGACGCAGACUGGGUCAUGGAGACUCCGAAGAGGAGCCGACCGAAUAGGACCACCGAGGUGAAGAAAGUCGAAGUGGAACCACAACAUGAGCCCACCAAAGAAAAAAUAGUUUCUCCCAGGACUAAGGUGAAAAUAAAAGAAGUUUGUGACUCCGAAAGAAAAGUUACAAAGCUGAUGGUGAUGCUGUUCAGGCACAAAGAAAUGCUGAAGAAGGAUAUACUCAGGAAAAGAGCUCUCUUAGAAAAAGAAUUGCAGUAUGAAAUUCAGCGGGAGGUAACAGAAGAACUAGCUGCCCGCACGAAAAUCGAAAGGACCAAGCAGGAUGAAGUACGAACUGGUAGUAGUAAGAGAAAAUCUGCUGCAACAGCCACCACUGCUGCCAUUACACCACCUCAACCAAAGACUUCCACCUCUUCUUCCUCUUCGAGGCACAAGAAAACAUCAAAACAUGGAACACCGGUGAAACAAGGACCUUCACCACCAACUGCAACCACUCCAGCCAAAGGACACAACAAACGAGAGAAGGUUUAUUGCAUUUGUCGAACACCUUAUGAUGAAACUAAAUUUUAUGUGGGUUGUGAUCUAUGUAAUAACUGGUUCCAUGGUGAUUGUGUUGGCAUAACGGAAGAAAGUAGCAAGACACUAACAGAGUUUAUAUGCAAUGAAUGUAAACAGGCCAGAGAUUCGCAAAAGUUGUACUGUCUAUGUCAGCAACCCUAUGAUGAUUCACAAUUUUAUAUUUGCUGUGAUCGUUGUCAAGACUGGUUCCACGGAAGGUGUGUUGGCAUUCUGCAGUCAGAAGCCGAUAAUAUCGAUGAAUAUGUAUGUCCAAGGUGUCAGCGAAACAAUUCCGUCAACUUUGCAAAUAUGAAAGAUUUGCAACCUAAGGACCAUGAAGGAUUGAGGAAGCUUAUCAAGCAAUUGCAGGUUCACAAGAGUGCCUGGCCAUUUAUGGAACCUGUGGAUCCAAAUGAGGCUCCAGAUUACUAUAAAGUGAUAAAAGAACCUAUGGACUUGCAAAUGAUCGAAACAAAAAUAAACGAUCAGGUCUACACGAAACUGAGUGAGUUCAUUGGGGACAUGACGAAAAUUUUUGAUAACUGUAGAUAUUACAACCCCAAAGAAUCGCCGUUCUACAAGUGUGCAGAAUCACUAGAGGCAUAUUUCGUCAACAAGAUAAAAUGUUUUCGGGACAAAUUGUAUGAAAAACAAUAAGUGAAGUUUACAUUGAAGAUUUUUAAAACUUUUUCUAUAUAUAAGCUUUCCAGAAGACUUUCAGCAGGUCUGGACGAUCUCAGCUUUAUUAAUUUUUGUAGUAUUUGGUCUAUUAUUGUUAGUGAUCUGCUAAAAGUCUUGAAUGUACAUAUAUAUAUUUAAAAACGUAGUUCUGUGAAUAUGUGUAUGAAUGAAAUUUUAUUUUGUAGUUAUUUUGAUAUAAUUUUGUUAUUUAUUCGUAAUUAUUUAAAUUGAGUAUUUGCCAAUGUGUAUAUGUAAUUCUAUAAUAAAAUCAAAUAUAUAAAUUUUAAAUUGCUCAGAUUUGAGGCAAAAAGUGUACAAUGAAUGAUACAUGCAAGCUGUUGAUUAUUAAAAAGUGUUUAAUAGA
Molecule: messenger RNA, 9061 nt
Organism: Diabrotica virgifera virgifera (western corn rootworm)
Lineage: Eukaryota; Metazoa; Arthropoda; Insecta; Coleoptera; Chrysomelidae
Gene: E(bx)
Product: nucleosome-remodeling factor subunit NURF301
Exons: 19
Coding region: 553-8673 (2706 amino acids)
Biological process (GO): regulation of transcription by RNA polymerase II
Cellular component (GO): NURF complex
Molecular function (GO): RNA polymerase II cis-regulatory region sequence-specific DNA binding
Source: RefSeq, a predicted model, not a curated record